Messenger RNA from Euleptes europaea (tarantolino), 2076 nucleotides. It is a transcript of the gene TGFBI, whose product is annotated as transforming growth factor beta induced. Gene Ontology annotation, molecular function: cell adhesion molecule binding. The transcript is spliced from 17 exons. Bases 1 to 2031 code for a protein of 676 amino acids. Gene Ontology annotation, cellular component: extracellular matrix. Lineage: Eukaryota; Metazoa; Chordata; Lepidosauria; Squamata; Sphaerodactylidae. The record is from RefSeq and is a predicted model, not a curated record. Gene Ontology annotation, biological process: cell adhesion; extracellular matrix organization.
AUGCGCGCGGGGCUGCUGCUGCUGCUCCCGGUCGCCCUGGCCGCCUGGGUCACCGUCGCCGGGGCGGCCAGGUCGCCCUACCAGCAGAUCCUGCACCACAGCCGGAUCCGGGGCAGGCAUCAAGGUCCCAAUGUCUGCGCUGUGCUGAAGCUUAUUGGAACAAACAGGAAGUACUUGCCAAACUGCAAACUGUGGUACCAGAGGAAAAUCUGCGGCAAAUCAACGGUGAUUGCCUAUGAGUGCUGUCCUGGGUAUGAAGAAAUUCCAGGGGAAAAAGGCUGUCCAGCUGCUUUGCCUCUUGCAAAUCUUUAUGAAACCCUUGGCAUUGUUGGGGCCACUACCACUAAACUCUAUUCCGCCAGCUCUAACCUGAGUGCUGAAAUCACCGGGCCUGGAAGCUACACAAUUUUUGCUCCGACCAAUGAGGCCUGGGCGUCUUUGCCUGCUGAAAUGCUGGAUUCUUUGGUGAGUAAUGUUAAUAUUGAGCUGCUCAAUGCUCUUCGCUACCACAUGGUGAAUAAGCGAGUCCUGACUGAUGACCUGAAACAUGGAACAAGCCUCCCUUCGAUGUACCAGAAUAUUGAUAUCCAGAUCCAUCAUUAUCCAAAUGGAAUUGUGACAGUGAACUGUGCGAGGUUACUGAAGGCUGACCAUGAUGCUACUAAUGGAGUGGUUCAUCUCAUCGACAAAGUCAUUUCUACAACAACAAACAGUAUCCUGCAAAUUGUUGAGAUUGAAGAAAGCCUGGAGACCCUUAGGGCUGCUGUGGCAGCUGCUGGUCUUAACAAUCUGUUGGACGGUGAAGGGCAGUUUACAUUGUUGGCCCCUACCAAUGAGGCCUUUGAGAAGAUCCCACAAGAAACUCUAACCAGGAUCCUAGGAGACCCAGAAGCUUUAAAAGAUAUGUUGAACCACCACAUCUUGAAAUCAGCUAUGUGCGCUGAGGCCAUUAUUGCCGGCUUAUCCAUGGAAACGCUGGAGGGUGACAUGCUGGAAGUGGGCUGCAACGGGGAUGAACUGACUCUCAGCGGAAGGCCCAUCAUUGCAAACAGAGAUGUCAUAGCAACCAACGGCGUGAUACACUUUGUCAACGAACUCCUGAUCCCAGACUCGGCUAAAACUUUGUUGGAAUUGGGAGAGGAAUCCGAAGUCUCAACAGCCAUUGGCCUUUUUAGACAAGCUGGCCUCAGUUCACACCUCACCGGAAAUGAACGGCUGACGCUUCUUGCCCCGACCAACUCAUUCUACAAAGAUCACACUCCUUCUGCAGACAGGAACCUGCUCCUGGAUCACAUUGUUAAAGACCAGCUUUCCUCCAAGUACCUUUACCAUGGACAGAAGCUAGAAACGCUAAGUGGCAAGCAGCUGCGAGUGUUUGUCUACCGCAAUAAUCUCUGCAUAGAAAAUGUCUGCAUUGCAGCCCAUGACAAAAGAGGACGAUUUGGCACCUUGUUCACUGUGGAUAAGAUUUUGACUCCCCCCAUUGGAAAUGUUAUGGAUGUUCUCAAAGCAGAUGAUCGUUUCAGCACCUUAGUGGCCGCCAUCCAAUCUGCAGGCCUUACAGAAACACUGAACAGGCCAAGAUCCUUCACGGUAUUUGCGCCAACAAAUGAAGCUUUCCAAGCCGUGCCGCAGGGAGAGCUGAACAAACUUAUGGGCAAUGCGAAAGAACUUGCCAACCUUCUGAAGUAUCACAUUGGAGAUGAAAUAUUGGUUAGUGGAGCAGUUGGUGCUGUUGUACGGCUGAAAUCUCUGCAGGGUGAUAAACUUGAAGUCAGCACUAAAAGAAACGUAAUAAAUGUCAAUAAGGAGCCUGUUGCCGAGGCAGACAUUAUGGCUACUAAUGGAGUGAUUUAUGCCGUGAAUACAGUUUUACAGCCACCAGCUUUGAGGCCUAAUGAAAGAGCUGAUGAGCCCGCAGAUCCGGCAAUGGAAAUCUUCAGGCAUGCCUCUGCCACAUCCCAGAUUUCUCAGAGGAGUGCUCGGCUAGCUCCUGUGUAUUCCAGACUGUUAGCAAGGAUGAAACAUUAAAGUGAAAGCCAUUCUACACGUAAAGCACAAUUAGGGGAUUAGCCA